Molecule: messenger RNA, 1341 nt
Organism: Toxoplasma gondii ME49
Lineage: Eukaryota; Apicomplexa; Conoidasida; Eucoccidiorida; Sarcocystidae
Gene: RPL15
Product: ribosomal protein RPL15
Exons: 3
Coding region: 111-728 (205 amino acids)
Biological process (GO): cytoplasmic translation
Cellular component (GO): ribosome; cytosolic large ribosomal subunit
Molecular function (GO): RNA binding; structural constituent of ribosome
Source: RefSeq, a predicted model, not a curated record
AAGAAGCCCCGCGAGGCUCGCGGUUACUUCUCUCUUCCCUGAGUUUUUAAUCCAGUGAAAAGAAGGCAGAUUCUCUUCUCUUGUUGCGGGAGCUCUUCCGGAUCGACAAAAUGGGAGCCUACAAGUACCUUGAGGAGCUCUGGAAGAAGAAGCAGUCUGAUGUGCUGCGCUUCCUUCUUCGUGUGCGCACGUGGGAGUACAGACAGCUGCCCGCUGUCCACAGGUGCACGCAGAGCACGCGCCCCGACAAGGCACGUCGUCUGGGGUACAAGAAGAAGCAGGGCUUCGUGAUUUACCGUGUCCGAGUGAGAAGAGGAGACAGGAAGAAGCAAGUCCACAAGGGCAUUGUGUACGGAAAGCCGAAAAACCAGGGUGUUCGUAAGCAGAAGUCAACUCGCAACCUGCGCGCCGUGGCUGAGGAGAAAGUUGGCCGUAAGAUCUGCGGAGGCUUGCGCGUGCUGAACAGCUACUGGGUGGGCCAAGACGCCGUGUACAAGUACUACGAAGUGAUUUUGGUGGACCCUGCCCACAAUGCGAUCCGCAACGACCCGCGCAUCAACUGGCUGUGCAAGCCUGUGAUGAAGCACAGAGAGUGCAGAGGCCUCACCUCUGCCGGCAAGAAGUACCGUGGCCUGCGCACCAAGGGCAGCGGUGCAGCCCGUCUGCGCCCUUCCCGCCGUGCAUGCUGGAAGAAGAGGCAAGCUGUCCGCCUGCGCAGAUACAGAUAAGCCACGCGGGAAGCGAGGCAGAGACCGAAAGAAGCGAGGCGGAGCCAGGAGGGAAGCCGGACGGCGCACAGGGGGCUCUCGACUUCUGCGUUCUUGGGCGCUUUUUUCUGUUUUUGAGAGAUCUGGAAAACGAGCUCGCAAGAAAACACGCAUGGGUGGUUACCGCACUGCGGCUUCUCGUCUCCGUUUCUUAGCCGACGAACCACGAACGCUGGGAGCGAGAAAGCGGGAUGGAAGGCCGCCGACUGUUGUGGGCUGCUCUCUGCUUAGCCGCCGAGUGUGGGUUCUGUGCCUGCUCUUCUACGGCUUCUCAAAAGAGAGGAACGCGAGAGGCGUGCGGCCACCUCCCGUCGGGGCAAAGCCCAAAGGGAGUUAAAGAUACAUCCGGAGAAAGGGGAAGCUGUCGAGGCAGCCAAGCAGCCGACGCUGUGCCACUGCGUGACUUUCAGAGAGCAUGCAACCAGUCAAGAAGAGGAACGGAGGCGUGAGUAUAUACGUGUGUAUAUCGACGAGCGCGUCUCUUGAACUCGAAGCCUUGUGACACUUUAUACCAUCGUUAGUCUGCUUUCUCUCGCUGAGAAAGAAGAACUCUAAAGUGUUUGCGUGGAGGAAA